UGCGCGGCUGGCCCUUCGCGACCCUGCCGCGGGACGGGGGGCUGCUGCCCGCGGCCCGGUCCCCGAGGCAGCCGGCUGUGCCCCCAGCCCCACUGGGAGCUGGUUGGGCUCCCGUCCCCGAGGGAGCGGGCCGUGCCCCCGGCCGCGCUGGGAGCCGUGAGCCUAGAAGAGCUGCAAAUGCUGUCCUGUGGAGAACCCACUGGCUGUGGUCAGCUGGUGCUUAGCCAGUGACCUGUGGCAGCUCCAGGUGAAGCUCAGCACUGACAGAUCAGUAGGUGGCAACAAGGAGCGGGUGUGGAAGCCAGAAACUUCAGAAACUUCGCCACAAUGAGAUGCCUCACCCAGCCACUGCUCAGGAAGUUGUUGAGCCUCCCACCUCAGUGUGUGCCAGGGCAAGGUACUCCAAGUAAAGGUGCUGUGCUCAGUGCAAAGCAGUUGUUUCUGAGGCAGAGCUGCAGUGCAGGACCUGGGCUCGUGACUGCCACUGAUGUGGCCAACUAUUGGCAGAAGGUGUUCGAGACAAAUGGGAUCCCUGAAGCACAAGAAUCCAGUCAAUAUAUUGUGUCAUUUGUCCUGGGAGCAAAAACAUUUCAGAGUCUGGAUUCAAAAAGCCUCCACACUCCACUUACAGCACUGCAGCAGGAGCAAAUCCAGCAGCUGAGCCACAAGCGGCUACAAAGAAUGCCAGUGCAGUACGUGCUUGGAGAGUGGGACUUCCAGGAGCUGACCCUGAAGAUGAGACCCCCAGUAUUUAUUCCAAGGCCUGAAACAGAGGACCUUGUGUCUUUAGUUGUGGAGGAAGAAUUUCAGAAAUGUGAGAAUUCAGCCCUCUGUGUCCCAAUUCCUGUUCCUCAUCCUGUGAUCCUGGAAAUUGGCUGUGGCUCUGGAGCAAUUGCUCUGAGUCUGCUCUCUAAACUGCCACAGAGCAGAGUCAUAGCCAUGGACAAAGAGAAGGCUGCUGUGGAUCUCACCAGGGAGAAUGCAUAUAGGUUGCAGCUCCAAGAAAGGAUUCACAUCAUCCACCAAGAUGUUUCACACAGUUCUGCCAAACAGCUGCUGCUCUGGGGCCCCAUAGAUGUCAUAGUCAGUAACCCCCCAUAUGUUUUCCAUGAAGACAUGGCUUCCUUGGAUGCAGAAAUACUUUGCUAUGAGGACCUUGGUGCCCUGGAUGGGGGAGAUGAUGGCAUGAGAGUCAUCAAAACAAUCCUGGCUUUGGCUCCUUCUCUUCUGAAGGUUUCUGGGAGUGUGUUUCUGGAAGUUGAUCCCAGGCAUCCAGAUAUGGUGGAGCACUGGCUACAGGCACACCCAGAAUUACUGCUCACCCUCCGUGCCAUUCACAAGGACUUUUGUGGCAAGCCUAGGUUUCUGCACAUCCAGAAACAAAGCAGCUGACAGCUGUGUCAGACGUAACUCUCCUUGAUGCUUUUUGCUCUUGAGCCCAGCUGAGCAGCUGGUUGAAAACUCCUUCUGCCUUGUGGAAGGAAUCUCCAUUCCCCAGAGUGCUGGACUUUUCAUGCAGUGACAGACCCCUCAUAUCCUGACACAGACCUCAUCCAGAGAUCAGAAGUUCAGCUGAGCAUGUGGAAGUGCUUCACCUUCCUCAGGGAACUGCAUGAAACAUUUCAGUCUGCUCUGCUAAAGUGACUCAAUCUCAGGACCUAAGAUAGAAGAGUUCACAGCUCCAGGUUAAAAAUACAACUUCUCAACGUGCCAAAUCACCCAUUUGGCCUAGAAAUAAUUUAAUUAUAUUUUUUUAAUUGGCUUUGAGAUACAUUUAGAUAAAAUGUGACCAGAUGGGGUGAUAAGCUCAAAUCCUGGCUUAUACUGGCACAUGGAUUUGCAGGUAUAACAGGACAUAACUGUUGUGCACAUUUCAAAUGCAGUUCUGUUCCAGGAUCCUGAUGCUCCAAUAGCAAAGCAGCCUUUGUUUCCCACUCCUGCUGAGUGAUUGCCCCUGAAGGAUCAGUGCACAUGUUACAGCCCUGAAUUUACAGCCCUUGACAUUUGGUGGAUGCUGCAAGAAAUGGCCACCACAUUGUAAUAAAGACAGUGCUUCAGACCAGGGUCCUUAAAAGAAUUUCACUACAACUAUUCAGAGAUGCUGGCAGGCCUGAAUAAACAUCUGGCACCAA
Molecule: messenger RNA, 2132 nt
Organism: Passer domesticus (house sparrow)
Lineage: Eukaryota; Metazoa; Chordata; Aves; Passeriformes; Passeridae
Gene: HEMK1
Product: HemK methyltransferase family member 1
Exons: 11
Coding region: 328-1392 (354 amino acids)
Biological process (GO): protein methylation
Cellular component (GO): mitochondrion
Molecular function (GO): protein methyltransferase activity; nucleic acid binding
Source: RefSeq, a predicted model, not a curated record